AUGGCCUUGGGGAACCACAGUACCAUCACCGAGUUCCUCCUCCUCGGGCUGUCUGCCUAUCCCCACGUCCAGGCUCUGCUCUUUGUGCUGCUCCUGGGGAUUUACCUCCUGACCAUAAUCAGGAACCUGACGCUGCUGCUGGUGAUCAGGGCUGAUUCUCGUCUCCAUACACCUAUGUAUUUCUUCCUGAGUCACCUCACUUUUGUUGAUCUUUGCUUCUCUUCGACCAUUGAGCCCAAGAUGCUGGAGAAGCUCCCGUCACAGAGGAAAAUCAUUUCAGUAGAGGGCUGCCUGGCCCAGGUCUUCUUCGUGUUUGUCACUGCAGGGACCGAGGCCUGCCUUCUCUCAGGGAUGGCUUAUGACCGCUAUGCUGCCAUCUGCUGCCCACUGCUUUAUGGACAGAUCAUGGGUAAACAGCUGUGUAUGCACCUUGUGUGGGGCUCGUGUGGACUGGGCUUUCUGGAUGCACUCAUCAAUGUCCUUUUAGCUGUAAACAUGGUCUUUUGUGAAGCCAAAAUCAUUCACCUAGCUGUGAGAUGCCGUCUCCUCUCUCUGUCAUGCUCUGAUGUCUCCAGAAACCUCAUCGCCUUGCUCUGCUCCACUCUCCUGCAUGGGCUGGGAACCUUCCUUUUGGUCUUCUUGUCCUACACCCGCAUUAUCUCUAACAUCCUAAGCAUCAGCUCUACCUCAGGCAGAAGCAAGGCCUUCUCCACCUGCUCUGCCCAUCUCCCUGCAGUGACCCUCUACUAUGCCUCAGGUUUGCUCCGCCAUCUCAUGCCAGAUUCAGGUUCCCUGGAGCUGAUCUCCUCUCCAUGGGAGGGCAGUAUAACUGUAGUCACUCCCAUGCUGAAUCCCCUCAUCUACAGCCUGAAAAAUAAGGAAGUGAAGGUAGCUCUGGAAAGAAGUUUGGAAAAAUAUUUGCAA
Molecule: messenger RNA, 924 nt
Organism: Callithrix jacchus (white-tufted-ear marmoset)
Lineage: Eukaryota; Metazoa; Chordata; Mammalia; Primates; Cebidae
Gene: OR8S1
Product: olfactory receptor family 8 subfamily S member 1
Biological process (GO): G protein-coupled receptor signaling pathway
Cellular component (GO): membrane
Molecular function (GO): G protein-coupled receptor activity; olfactory receptor activity
Source: RefSeq, a predicted model, not a curated record